This is a messenger RNA of Macrosiphum euphorbiae (potato aphid), 414 nucleotides long. The record is from the annotation of a GenBank genome assembly. Lineage: Eukaryota; Metazoa; Arthropoda; Insecta; Hemiptera; Aphididae.
AUGGUUUGCGAUUUCAUGCAUGAUAUUCCCGAACGAGUAGCUCGUUAUGAUAUGGCAAUCAUUGUACAAAAUUUCAUAAUUAAGAAAUAUUUUACUCUUGAUCAAUUAAACUCUCGUAUUAUUCUUUAUCAGUAUGGUAUAAUAGAAAAUAAAAAUUUUCCUCCAAAACUUAAUCAAUCAAAUUUGAACAAUGGCUCCAUAAUAAUGUCUGCCUCGGAAAUGCUCUGUUUAGUGAGAAAUUUUGGUCUCAUUGUUGGUGAAUUGAUUCCUAAAAGUUCAAAAAAUUGGAAACUAUAUAUUUUAUUGAGAACAAUUGUUGAUUUAUGUUGUGCUUGGAGUAUAGAACCCGAGUGUUCUAAAUUAUUAGAUUCUCUUGUUACUGAACAUAAUCGACUAUAUAUGGAAAUUAUCUAA